Molecule: messenger RNA, 1272 nt
Organism: Trypanosoma conorhini
Lineage: Eukaryota; Euglenozoa; Kinetoplastea; Trypanosomatida; Trypanosomatidae
Exons: 1
Coding region: 1-1272 (423 amino acids)
Source: RefSeq, a predicted model, not a curated record
AUGGCGAUUAGUAACGACCACAGUGGCUGUGCGCGGCCGGAGGCGGCAGUUGCGUCGUGUGCCCCACGCGACGCGGGGGAACUUGUGGCGUUGCCGCCGCACGGCGCGCUGACUGCGUCUCCCCGGACGCCGGCGGACGACCUCCGGGAGGAAGAGGCGGUGCGGAGCGAGGUGGCGGUGCAGCUGGCGGAGAAGGUUGUUGUCCUCCGCCGGCAACUGCGGCGGCGGGAGGCGGAGAUCCAGGCGCUGCAGUCAGGCGACGGGGGCGGCGUGGCCGAGUUGCAGCGGAAGCUGGCGGAGAUGGAGACGAAGGGGGCGCUGUGGCGGCAGCGCGUGAAGGAGGCGUUGCGGGCGUCGCAACGGCGAGAGCAGGCCCUUCUCGCCGAGAACAUUGCGCUGCAGCAGCGGCAGCAGGAGCUACAGGGGAGGCUCAAUGAGGCGGCGUUUCGCCUGGAGGCCGGCGCCCUGAGGAACGCACGGCGGACGGCGCAGGUGAGUCGCCACAGCCAAACGAAUGAAUCCACGGAGGAGGCGGAGUCUGGGGAUGAUGACUCGUACGGCGGCGACGCCCCGGUGGUGUCGGUCGCCGGCGCCAACACACUCCCCCCGCGGCAACCGCAGCCAUCUCCUCCGAGUCCCACGGCCCGUACGCCGUCGUAUGUGGUGGCGUCCAUGGAGAGCCUAGCGGCAGCGGCAGCGGCGGCGGCUGUGACACCAAUGCAGCCUGAAUUUCUCCCGGACGUCGGCGGUAAAAGUUCUCUCGUAUUCCCGCCCCCGCCCCCGCCGUUCCUGCUGACGCCGCGCGGGAAUUCAAACCCCAACGGUAGUCGUACUAAUGGCAGUCCGAAUUGCCCACUUGAGAUUUCGUCGUGCGACCCGGACAGCCAUGCACAGGCCGCGCCGCUCAUUGUUGCUGUUCACUACAACAACUCGGAGGGGUGGAGUGUGGAGACGAAGCUGCAGGUAUACCCCGGCAUGACGGUGGCCCAGCUGAAGUCGCAUUGCUGUUCACAGUUUAACGAUCGCUACCAACUGCAGUUGGACGCCGGCGCACUGUGUGUUCGCUACUACCACGAGAAGGCGAACCGGCAUGUGGUGCUGUCUGCCUACCGUGAGCUGCAUUCCUUCGCCUGUUUCCAGCGGUGCGGGCGUGAGCAGAUACCCAUUACACUGCAGCUCGCCACGGAAGACCACCUGGCAAGGCUUGUGCAUGACACAAUGAAUCUUGCGAGUGUGUCAAGGCUGAAUUCUCCGCAUGACCGUGCGGAAUGA